Molecule: messenger RNA, 426 nt
Organism: Ilex paraguariensis (yerba mate)
Lineage: Eukaryota; Viridiplantae; Streptophyta; Magnoliopsida; Aquifoliales; Aquifoliaceae
Source: the annotation of a GenBank genome assembly
AUGGCACCCGACGAAAAUUCGAGGGAACCCUACCCACUCGACCCACUUGAAAAGUCAAAUCUUAUUCCUAUAACCACUCAGCUAAAAGCAAGGAGUAGUGCAUUUGGAGACCCACUAGAGCGUAUAGAGGAGCUAGCCUCAGGGAACGCGGUGGUAAUAUUCAGCAUAAGCACUUGUUGCAUGUGUCAUGCCGUUAAGAGGCUCUUCUGUGGCAUGGGUGUGAACCCAACUGUGUACGAGCUCGAUGAAGACCCCAGAGGCAAAGAAAUGGAGAAGGCCUUGAUCAGGCUUCUGGGCAACUCUUCAGCUCUGCCUGUUGUCUUCAUCGGAGGCAAGCUCGUGGGUGCUAUGGACAGAGUCAUGGCCUCUCACAUCAACGGCACGCUUGUGCCGCUUCUCAAAGAAGCCGGAGCUCUCUGGCUUUGA